CAUUCAUAACAGGAACACCUCAACACAGCAAAAAAUGUGUGGCAGUCUGGAAAUCUCUUAGUGUUCUCCUACAACAGCACUUAGAAGGCUCAGAUUUAACAAUGUUCACAAACCCUGACAAUCCACUGGAGCCAAAUGAGAGAUCCAUGGACAGCCCACUCUCUUUGAGGAUAAAUAUGCCAAAUAUUCCAAAUGAUAUUAACUCACUAGAAAGUGAACAAACCAACAACACAGCCCACAUAUCAAACAGGCAAAGUGAGGAGUGCAAGUCUGACAUGAUGUCUGAGGGCCCUAAGACAUCUAACAACAUAAAUUGUGAGCUCAGUGGUAUCUUGGGGACAGACCCUGAAGUUGACAGUUCAACAGUUGUUAAUGAUUCCUGUGAAUCUACAUCAGGGAACCCCCUGGAAGGCAUGCAAGAUAAAAAAGCUAGUGAAAAAACAAAUGAGCAGGAGAGUCAAACUGAUAAUCUGGAGUCUGGCAUGAAGUGGAAUUCUGACAUGAAGUCUGAGGACCCUAAGACAGCUAACAACAUAAAUUGUGAACUCAGUGGUUUCUUGGGGACAGACCCUGAAGUUGACCGUUCAACAGUUGUUAAUGAUUCAUGUGAAUCUACAUUGGGGAACCUUGUGGAAGGCAUGCAAGAUAAAAAAGCUAGUGAAAAAACAAAUCACCAGGAGAGUCAAACUGAUAAUCUGGAGAAACUUGUUCCUUGUAGCUCUAUUUCCAUUUGGAUGGGCUUGUUGGCAGUAGCUCUCAUGUUGGUUACCAGCUUGUGCCUAAUUUCCAAAGAACAUGAGAUUAGUUAUCCUGAGCUGAGACUGAUGCUGGUGGGUAAGACUGGAGCUGGGAAGAGUGCGUCAGGAAACACAAUCCUGGGUGAAGAAGCUUUCAGAGUCGAGGCGUCUCCAGCAUCUGUGACUGCACGCUGUGAGAGAAGGAAUAAAGUUGUGGAUAGACAGAAUAUCACUGUGAUUGACACUCCUGGGGUGAUGGACACAUGGCUCACAUCAGAACAAACAGCCCACAGUGCACCUGAAUGUAUCUCCAUGAUCGUUCCUGGUCCUCAUGUGUUCCUGCUGGUGGUCAGACUGGGGAGAUUCACAGAGGAGGAGAGGAACGCUGUGAAGUGGAUUCAGGAGAACUUUGGAGAAGAAGCUGUGAAGUUCACCAUAAUACUCUUCACUGGUGGAGAUCUGCUGGAUGGAAAACCCAUUGAGAAAUUUAUCAGCAACAGUUAUGAACUUCAGAAUCUUGUAGACACCUGUGAAGGUAGAUAUCACAUUUUCAACAACAAUGACAAAAAUAACCAAAGUCAAGUUAAAGAGUUACUUGAAAAGAUAAAUCUAAUGUUAUAUGAAAAUAUGGGCUACAUUUUCACAAAAGAGGUGUACCAGAAGGUCCAGCAAAACACCAAUAAAGAAGAGGAGAGGAGGCGAAUGAGUUUAGAAAAAGACAUUAAAGUGGAGGAGGGGGUAAAGAGAGGCAUGAUGGAAAGAAUGAUCAAACAGGAAGAGGAAUUAAAGAGAGAACAGAUGGCAAGAGAGUUGAAAGAGGAGGAAAUGAUAAAAUGUAACAGCAGAGUGACUGAAAUCAGACAAGAGGAGGAACUGAAGAGAAAAUUGAUAGAAAGAAAGAUGAAAGAGGAGGAAAUCAGGAACAUUGAGACUAGGGAGGAAGAGAUCAGAAAGAAAGAGGAAAUGAAAUGGAAGCAAAGGGUAAGAGAGUUGAAAGCAGAGGAGCAAAGAAAGAUGAAUGAGAUGGCCAUUAAAUUAAGAGAUGAACAAUAUGAGAAUCAAAAACUUAGAGCAGAAUUAGAGAAAGCGCAUAAUACAAAAUUCUGGUUAUGGGUCGCACUAGUGGUCCUCACUGUGUUGAUUUUCUGUGGAAUUGGAGCAGUAGCAGCAGAACAGUCCAACAAAAAUCAAGUUAAAACAUAGUUAAAUAAACUGCAUGUAACAGAUAAACAGCUGCAAAUAUUUUUUUCUACUUACUGGUCUUUCCAUUUACUUCUGUCACAAUUACCUUUAUUCAACAAGCUGCAUAUAAACAAAUUAGUUUCAUGUUUUAUUAUUCAUUGAUGGUGUUAUCUGUACAAUCAAACAAUUAAAAUAAACUAGAUGUUGAUUUUCUGGAAA
Molecule: messenger RNA, 2138 nt
Organism: Colossoma macropomum (tambaqui)
Lineage: Eukaryota; Metazoa; Chordata; Actinopteri; Characiformes; Serrasalmidae
Product: immune-associated nucleotide-binding protein 9-like
Exons: 12
Coding region: 102-1940 (612 amino acids)
Molecular function (GO): GTP binding
Source: RefSeq, a predicted model, not a curated record